Molecule: messenger RNA, 789 nt
Organism: Adineta ricciae
Lineage: Eukaryota; Metazoa; Rotifera; Eurotatoria; Adinetida; Adinetidae
Source: the annotation of a GenBank genome assembly
AUGGUCAUAGAAGAAGAAGAAGAGAAACUUGAUUGGUCGACUGAUUUAAUUGAUUCACUUUGGUUUCACAUCGGAAGUUUUUUAUCUAUCAAUGAUAUUGAACGGUUAAGUCGAACAUCGUUUCGUCUACGCACAUUGUUUACUACUAACGACUUUUGGUCAUAUCUUAUUCGCAGACAAUUCGGUUCAGCCAUUUGGCGUCGUUUCAUUAAAAAUCCGUCGAUUCUACAACAAGACGACAAGCGAUUGAACUCGUCGUGCCGUUCGAAACUAAUUUACUCCGAAUUAGUUAAACGUCAAUGCGUAUCAUUUGGUGAUUUUGAUCAAAUAAAUCUCGAUACGAAUCGUAAUUAUACAACUAUAGCCGAUUCAUCAAGUUUUAGCGGCCAUGUUCUCUACAUACAUGAUUCAGUUGAGUUUUGUUAUGCUCUGCAUAUUGAAACUAUGUUUAAGAAUAUUCUACCCGGCCGAUACGAUGUUAUCUGUCGGAUGAAACUCGAUCUACCUUACAUGUUAGGUGAAACCGAAUUCGUUGCUAUUGCUGAACAAACAAAUCCCGGUGAAAUCGCUUAUACUCAAUGGACACAAGAGGAUUUUCUUUCCAUGUAUCGUUGUUUUAAUUGUGAUCUGACCGGAACCAAUCUAUGGUUUUACCAGCAAAUAGGUGUUGUAGAGAUUCAUGGUAAUGAUUUAUGUAAUGUGUAUGUUUCAAUUACGAAUCAAGAUCCAAUACAUGCUAAACACGGCGUCUAUUUCGAUUUCAUUGAAUUAAAACUACGUUCGGAAUAA